AUGCCCAUUCCUCUCAUCCUGGAGCUCACCAUUGUUAAACCAUCCUUCAAACCUGGUGCUGGCAAGUUCUUUUACCUCCUCCAUAUCACAGACGACAUGUACACCAAGAGUUAUAUCAGCACAAUUGUCCUUUCUCCUCCCCUGCUUUGCAGACAACAUGUACACUGA
Messenger RNA from Suillus subaureus, 168 nucleotides. RefSeq lists its product as uncharacterized. The transcript has 3 exons. Bases 1 to 168 code for a protein of 55 amino acids. The record is from RefSeq and is a predicted model, not a curated record. NCBI's taxonomy places the organism in Eukaryota, Fungi, Basidiomycota, Agaricomycetes, Boletales, Suillaceae.